Messenger RNA from Dromiciops gliroides (monito del monte), 3659 nucleotides. It is a transcript of the gene PLPP2, whose product is annotated as phospholipid phosphatase 2. The record is from RefSeq and is a predicted model, not a curated record. The transcript is spliced from 6 exons. The coding region runs from base 152 to 1012 and encodes 286 amino acids. Gene Ontology annotation, biological process: signal transduction; phospholipid dephosphorylation; phospholipid metabolic process. Gene Ontology annotation, molecular function: phosphatidate phosphatase activity. Lineage: Eukaryota; Metazoa; Chordata; Mammalia; Microbiotheria; Microbiotheriidae.
CCCUCCCUCCUUCCCUCCCUCUUGGCUGCUCGGCUCCCAGCCGAGGAACCGGAGCCCCCGCCCCGUCCGCGUCCACCUCCCGGGGCAGCGGAGCCGGGGCUGAGCUGCGCUCAGAGUCAGCCGUCCAGGGCUAGGCUGGGACGGGCCGGGCAUGGAGAGGAACAAGGUGUUUGUGGUGCUCGACGUGGUGUGCCUUGUGGUCGCUGCUCUGCCCUUUAUCAUCCUGACACUGGUGAAUUCUCCCUACAAGAGGGGCUUCUAUUGUAGUGAUGACACCAUCCGAUACCCCUACCGCCCUGACACCAUUACCCAUGGCCUCCUGGCUGGCGUUACCAUCACUGUCAGCGUCAUCAUUGUCUCAUCUGGAGAGGCCUACCUAGUCUACACAGAGCGCCUCUACUCUCGUUCAGACUUCAACAACUAUGUGGCUGCCCUCUACAAGGUCCUGGGCACCUACCUCUUUGGGGCAAGUGUGAGCCAGUCCUUGACUGAUCUAGCCAAGUACAUGAUUGGCCGCCUUCGCCCCAACUUCAUAGCUGUCUGUGAUCCUGACUGGUCUCGAGUCAACUGCUCUGGCUAUGUUCAACCUGAGGCCGUGUGUCGGGGAAGUCCUGCAAAUGUCACUGAAUCCAGGUUGUCUUUCUAUUCGGGCCACUCCUCCUUUGGCAUGUACUGCAUGGUCUUCCUUGCGUUGUACGUGCAGGCCCGUCUCUGCUGGCGGUGGGCAAGGUUGCUGAGACCCACUGUCCAGUUCUUCCUGGUGGCCUUUGCUCUGUACGUGGGAUAUACGAGAGUGGCCGACUACAAGCACCACUGGAGUGACGUGCUCACCGGUCUCCUGCAGGGCGCGCUCAUCGCCGGGCUCACGGUACGCUAUGUCUCAGACUUCUUCAAGGUUCGUCCCCCUCAGCCCAGCCCAAAUGAGGAGUCAGAACGGAAGCCCAGCCUGGCCCUGGCCCUGACCCUCACCGAGAGUGACCGAAAUCAUUUCAGCUACGUAGGAGCCUCCUGAGCUGCCUCCCACCCCUCCCUCUCCUGGAUACACAUCCCCCUGGCCCUGGACCAGCACUCCCCUGCCUGGGCCAGACUGCUCCUCUGUGCUUCAUGUCCUUGGGCUUAGUCCCACUAGGUAGGGGAAAAGCUGUUUUAGGGAACUGUGGUUAGGGGUAUCUUGCCUCUGUUUCCCAUUUGGGAAAGAGCCUGAGGCCAGGCUAGGACUUGCUGUCUGUAGGAAUGCAGCAUCCUUCACUUUGCUGGGGAGGGGAGAGGAAUGAGACCUAUAUCUUUGCUGUUUUUGUAAUGUGACUUACAUGUGAGUUUUUAUUGAAUUAGAACAGCUCUGGUGGGGAAAGGGAACUGGUUCCUCUUCCUCGGUCCUGGACUGACCUCUGAAAGUUGGGGAAGGAGGAAGGAAGGAUCCCUGUGUUCUCAUUCCAGCCCCAUUCCAUUUGUCCCUCCCUUAUUCUGAAGACUCCGGCUUCAGCAGCUUCCCAGAAACUGGGGAAGGGUUUAACUGGAAGGUGCCAUCAUUGCCUUCUCAAAGAGUCCCCUCUGUCUACUUCUACCCUGCCCUCGUGCAAUCCAGCCUGAGAGGACCCUGAAGAAGAGGAGGAGCAGCAGCUGCUGCCCCAAUAACUCAACCCCCUGGACUGCCCUAAAAUUCUUACCCAAUUUGGAAGGGCAGAGAGAAUGUCAGGACGGGAAGGCAGGGAAUGUCUGAGCUGGAAGAGAACCAUUGAGUUGAACCCCUUUGUUUUAUAGAUGGGAAACUGAGGCCCAGGAAGAGGCAGGGAGGAUACCUUUGGGCGGUCACCAAAUGAGUCACGGUGUUGGCUACAGAACAGGAAUUCUGAGUCUCCCCAAAUCCUAACCCAGAGCAUCCAUCCUCUCUAACCUGCUCAGCCGAGGAGCACCCCUUCUCCUAUGCCUUCUCUCAGGGACUAUUUCGGGAUUCUUUCUGCUUGGGAAGACAGGCUUCCCUGACCCUGAGCCCUAGGCCUGUAGCUGGAGGGACCUGUCUGGGCACUUCAAAGGGAUGAAGGAGGGAAACAGUGUGAGCUCUUGGGCCCCUCGGGGCUAGAAAUCAAGGCCGAAAUGAGGGAGCCUGGUGGUUUAGAGGGGGUGGGCACCCAUGGACUUGGUGGUUCGCCCCCUUUCCAGCCCAGGUCCAUCUGCCUCUGACUGAGAUUAGAUACAAGGAGCUAUGGAAAAACCCCUGUGUUGGGAUCCUGAAAAUUCCAUACUUGGGCCACUAACUUGGAGAAUUCCCUUACCUUCCUUUCCUCCAACUCAUUUCUACCAUCUAUCAGCUCAGGCCCCUGAAAAAGACCUGCAUUUGGAGGACCUGGGCUCCAGCCCUGCUGGGUGACCUUAGUUAGGCAAGUGGUCUUUCGAAGCUCAGUUUCUUCUAGGAUUCUGUGAUUGCCGCUUCAGCAAAGGAGCUAUCUCUUGGAGAGGUUAGGGGCGGGGGAAGAAGAAAAGCCACUUAGACCUGGAGUCUGGAAGACAGGAGUUCAAAUGUGACCUCAGAUACUUGCUAGCUCUAUGACCCCGGGCAAAGCAUUUCACCUCUGUUUGCCUCAGUUCCUCAUCUGUAAAAUGGAAGUCAUAAUAACUCCUAACUUCCAGGGUUAUGGGAGGAUAAGAUAAUGUUUGUAGAAUGCUUUGCAAACUUGGAAUUACAAGCUGUCAUUGGGAAGAGAAGGUCUGUCAUCUGGAGCCAAGAGCAGGAGGGUUGGGGCCCCUCCCCUCGAUUCAGCCUGAAAGCCUCCCUGUCUGAAUUGUUCCUCAGGCUCUGAUACUGUCUCCAGAAGGCCCCCUGGUAAGUGGCACAGUUGUUUCUGGUAGGGUAACAGCUCUUGUUAUCACACACCAACCUUUAUCAGGCGCCCAGAACCCUGGAGCUGGAAAAUGACUUUGAUUGUACUGGAGCUGGGUUGCUUUGUGCAUCCAGGGGGUAGCUUAAGGACACUUAGGCAGCGCACCAAAGACCAACCUGACAGAAUCCUAGCAUGUCACUGCCAGGAGGGACCUCAGAAUGGGAGGCAUCAAAUAAGGGAAGUCACUUGCUGAGGGUCACUCAGCAAAUCAGAAGCACAGCCAGUACCAGUAGCCAGGCUUCCUCUUUCUCUGAAGCUGCAGAGAUCAAGGCCUGAGGAAAGGUCAGAGGGGCUUCCCUGGUCCAACAGCAGGGGCAUGGCUCAUUUGACACCCCCUGGACUGAGAUGUCAAGUGUGUGCACCUACUGUGGGCCAGCCAAUCUGGCCUUCCUACACAUACAUCAUAAUCCCGCUCACCUAGCCCAGGUGAGCUACAUCCUCAGUACUGAAAGAACUGAAGAGAAGGGGUUGCUGAGCCACUAAUAUUUGAACAACUGCAAGACAACAGGGAAAAUGAAAAUGGUCCGAUUUUCAAAAAUGAGAGAAUGGAGUCUCUGAACUAGGCCAGGGAACUUUGAUUCCUGGGGAAAUUCUAGGAUGGACGUUCAAUAGAUGUUUGGCAAAUAUCUGAACCAGCAGGGCUUUGGCAAAUAUAGUUCAUGUCAAAAGUAACCUUAUUUCUCUUUUUGAACAGUAUCUUUUUUUUAAACUACUAUUUUAUUUUCCCCAAUUACAUGUAAAAACAAUUUUAAAAUUCAUUUUUUAAUUUUUUUUUUUUUA